This is a messenger RNA of Botrytis sinoallii, 1026 nucleotides long. RefSeq lists its product as uncharacterized. Bases 1 to 1026 code for a protein of 341 amino acids. The transcript is spliced from 6 exons. Gene Ontology annotation, cellular component: membrane. Lineage: Eukaryota; Fungi; Ascomycota; Leotiomycetes; Helotiales; Sclerotiniaceae. The record is from RefSeq and is a predicted model, not a curated record. Gene Ontology annotation, molecular function: transmembrane transporter activity.
AUGGAGUAUGCCAGACCAACUCUUUUGAUUGUGUGUGAUCAGAUUGCUGAUGUUUUCCGACAGGGUGGUAUGCGCUUGUAUUGGGCUAUAUCUUGUGCAGCAAGUAGCUAUUUUGCUAUUUGGCUGAAAUCCGAGAAGUUCUCUGUCACUUUGCGAAACGUUAUCCCAUCAGGUGCCAGCUUGAUAUCCGCUUUCUGUGUCAUUCUAUGGGGCUUUGGGGCAAAUUACUCUGGAAGUCGUUUUGCAUUUGUGAUCGGACCAUUAACUUAUGGGUUGAUUCCCAACGGCAUUCUUGCCAUUUGGCCAAAAAGCGUAAAAUUGAAAGAGUUUGCUUUUCUCACAGACGGUGUUCAAAUCAUGACUGCAGUCUUUUAUGCAUGGGCAAAUGAAAUAUGUGCAGGAGAUAGCGAGGAGCGAGCUAUUGUUAUAAGCAGUAUGAAUGGCUUGCAGUACGCUGUAGCGGGGUGGCUUCCAAUUGUCAUCUUUCCACAAACCGAAGCACCCACAUUUCGUCGUGGCUUCCCAGCUACAUUUGGAUUCGUUAUCACAGCUCUCCUCGCCAUCUUACUUAUCCAGUUCCUCCACACGCGCGAGUUGAAGCAAACAGCAGAAAUGAACCACGAAGACACCGAAGCAAUAAAUUCCGAGGAGGUAUUACAUAUCGACAGUGGGCCAACUAAGGGAAUUGAGAGUGGCGAGUUCCGAGGAGUACCAGUAGCUGAUCUGGUGUGUCCUGAUAGAAUGAGAUGGGAGACUGAAGGUGUAGACUGGCGAAAUGCUCUCGAUGCAGUCAAGAAGAUGUGGUCAAGAAGAUGUAUUAAGAGUUCGAAAACAAAAAAUGACUGUACCUUAGCGGUUUAUACAAUAAGAAUCUGUGGGGGGGGGGGGGAUAGCGUUGUUUCAUUGGUGGCUCAAUUGGUAAGAAUUUACUGUUAUCCCGAAACAAAAACUCGUCUAGACUUCAAUGAAAUUUUGACUCUUCGAGUAUAUCUGCGGUUUACCAGACCUGAGAGUUUCGUGGAAUGA